AUGGAGAAGACCUACUCCCUCACGGCGCAUUACGACGAGUUCCAGGAGGUGAAGUACGUCAGCAAAUACAGCAGCGGCGGCACCCUGCCCAACGGGUUCAACUUGCAGCUGGGGACCACCGGCAGCACCAAGAAGGCGCGCUGUGGCCUGCCACGCUGGAGCCGGCGCGAGAUCUGUCUGCUCUCGGGCCUGGUCUUCGCAGCGGGGCUCUGCAUCAUCCUGGGCUGCAUCCUGGUGCUGAAGUACCUGGCCAUGGAAUACGACGCCUACUGCCUCAAGGGCUGCCAAGAGCGCAAGGCCCUGGUCAAGGCUUCCCGCUUCAUUGCCAGCAACGUCGACCACACCAUCGACCCCUGCAAGGACUUCUACUCCUUUGCCUGCGGCGGGUGGCUGAGGCGUCACGCCAUCCCUGAGGACAAGCUGAUCUACGGCAUCAUCGCCGCCAUCGGGGAGCAGAAUGAGGAGAAGCUCCAAGGGCUCUUGGUGAGGCCUGUCCGGCGGCCCUACCAGGCCUCGGCCGAGCGCAAGGUCAAGGAGUUUUUCCAUUCCUGCCUGGACAUGGCUGAAAUUGACCGGCAGGGUGCCCUGCCAAUGCUGGAGGUCAUUGAGGACUGUGGUGGUUGGGAUAUGGCCGCCACGGGCAGGCAGGGGCGCUGGGACUUCAACGAGCUGCUGUACAAGACCCAAGGGGUCUACAGCACAGCGGUCUUCUUCUCUCUCACCGUCAACUUGGAUGACAAGAAUUCCUCCCGCUACGUCAUCCGGAUUGAUCAAGAUGGCUUGACGUUAUCCGAGAGGACCCUCUACCUGGGACAGGAUGAGGAAAGUGAAAAGAUCUUGGCUGCCUAUCGGGUAUUCAUGGAGCGCCUGUUGAGCCUGCUGGGGGCUGAGCAAGUGGAGCAGAAAGCCAGUGAGAUCCUGCAUCUGGAACAAAGGUUGGCCAACAUCACAGUCUCUGAGUAUGACGACCUGCGUAGGGACAUCAACUCCAUGUACAACAAGGUGACUUUGGGAGAGCUGCAGCGCAUCACACCUAAUUUCAAAUGGAAGCGGCUGCUUGACAGUAUAUUCCACGACAAUUUUUCCGAGGAUGAGGAAGUGGUGCUGCUGGCCACCGAUUACAUGCAGCAGGUUUCUGAGCUCAUCCGCACCACACCUAUCAGGAUCCUCCAUAACUACAUGCUGUGGCGCAUCGCAGUGGUCCUGAGUGAGCACCUCUCGACCCCUUUCCGGGAUGCCAUCCACGAGCUCGCCAAGGAGAUGGAGGGCGCCGAGAAGCAGCUGGAGCUGGGCAAAGUGUGCUUGAGCCAGGCCAAUAAGCACUUUGGUAUGGCACUGGGAGCACUCUUUGUGGAGGAAUACUUCUCCUCCACCAGCAAGGCCAAGGUGCAGCAGUUAGUGGAAGACAUCAAGUACAUUCUGGACCGGCGGCUGGAAGAACUUGACUGGAUGGAUGAAGAGACACGGAGAGCAGCUAGAGCCAAGCUGCAGCAUAUGAUGGUGAUGAUUGGCUACCCAGAUUUCCUGCUCAACCCGGAAGCGAUUGACAAGGAAUAUGAGUUCGAAGUCCAUGAAAAAACCUAUUUCAAGAACAUCCUCAACAGCAUCAAAUUCAGCAUUAAGUUGUCGGUGAAAAAAAUCCGUCAGGAAGUGGACAAGUCAGCGUGGCUGUUGCCCCCACAGGCACUGAAUGCUUACUACCUUCCCAACAAGAACCAAAUGGUGUUCCCGGCUGGGAUCCUUCAGCCCACCCUCUAUGACCCAGAGUUCCCACAGUCCCUGAAUUACGGUGGGAUCGGCACCAUUAUUGGUCAUGAGCUGACACACGGCUACGAUGACUGGGGAGGCCAGUACGAUCGCCACGGCAACCUGAUGCACUGGUGGACAGACUCCUCCUACAGCAAGUUUCUCAAGAAGGCGGAAUGCAUCGUCAGCCUGUACGACAACUUUACAGUCUACAACCAGAGGGUGAACGGGAAGCACACGCUUGGGGAGAACAUUGCUGAUAUGGGAGGACUAAAGCUUGCCUACUAUGCCUAUCAGAAGUGGGUUCGGGAACAUGGGCCCGAGAACCCACUACACCCGCUCAAGUACACCCACGAGCAACUUUUCUUCAUCGCUUUCGCCCAGAACUGGUGCAUAAAACGGCGCUCCCAAUCCAUCUACCUGCAGGUGCUGACGGACAAACAUGCCCCCGAACAUUACAGGGUCCUGGGCAGCAUCUCACAGUUUGAGGAGUUUGGCCGGGUCUUCCACUGUCCUAAGAACUCACCCAUGAACCCAGCUCACAAAUGCUCCGUCUGGUGAGAGGCCCACCCGCUCCCCUGCGCCAUCCGACACCCACCCCUCGGCGUGUGCCAAAAAAACCCCACUGGGCCCACAGCCACCACUCUACGCCCCAUCGCCCACCGGCUGGACAGAGAGAGAUGAGAGGAGCCACCCGUGCCGUUGCAAGCUGGCUCUGUUCUCAGGGACGGACACGCGCACCGACAGAGGAGGGGCUGACUCCCAAGGGCCAUUAUGGGGCGCGCGGGGCAUUGGACUGGCUCCUCCAGGAAUGGUGUGUUCUUCUCCCCACUGCCGUUGCACACGCCUCAGUCAUUAUUCGUAGGAGGAACAGCCAAACACAGGCUAGGCUGCCCAGGGGAGACUGCUCCUGCCAUCCCAGGCCCGGCCGUUACCGUGGAGACAGAGCUGGUAAUGUAAGGCCUGUUUCUCCAGCCAGCUCUGGAAAAAGAAAAUGGUGGGAUUUGGAUCCUUGCAGACCAGGACAAAGAGAGUUGCCUGCGAAAGGACCUCAACGCUCAGCAUUUCCGA
Molecule: messenger RNA, 2817 nt
Organism: Rhineura floridana
Lineage: Eukaryota; Metazoa; Chordata; Lepidosauria; Squamata; Rhineuridae
Gene: ECEL1
Product: endothelin converting enzyme like 1
Exons: 17
Coding region: 1-2307 (768 amino acids)
Biological process (GO): protein processing
Cellular component (GO): plasma membrane
Molecular function (GO): metalloendopeptidase activity
Source: RefSeq, a predicted model, not a curated record